GCAUGUAGUUGCCUCCCCUGACAGGAAAUGACCCAGAUUUAAUGCGUUCGAGUAGAAGCCACAGAACUCGUGUAGAAGAAGCACGCAAGCAAGAAAAUCAAAAAGUUGCAGUUUUUGAUUUGAAGAGAAUCGAAGAAAGUAGAUCAACAGCUUUCUGUUGGAUUUGACAAUUAUAAAAAAUUCAGCAGCAAACGGCAAACACAUUAUUGUGUCAAUUACCGUAUUAACGCUACACAAAGAAGUGGGUGAACGGACGCAAUGUCGAAGUAUGGACAGUGGUUCCAAGAUUCUGAUUAUGAAUCUGGUUAUGGUAAUAAAUCCUCAGGGAAAAGAAAACGAGAUGAUUUUAUGAUAGGUGGUGGCUCAUUUGGAUAUGGUAACAAUUCGUCAGGGUAUGGAAGCACAACUGGAUCAGGAUAUGGGUCCACCUCUGGAUCAGGAUAUGGCAGCACAUCGGGUUCAGGCUAUGGUGCCACGUCGGGUUCAGGCUAUGGUUCCAACUCAGGCUCUGGGUAUGGCAGUGGGGCUGGUUCCAGAUACGGUGGUAAUUUUGGCAAUUCCAGUGCAGGAUCCAGCUUUGGAACGGGAUCUGGAUAUGGUGGAGGGGGAUCAAUGGAUAGAUACGGAACUUCAGAUAAAUUUGAUAGCUUCCUGUCAACACAGAAUCUGCAGAUGAACGAAAUGUCCAAAAAGCUCCGCAAAAUGGAAAUGAUGCAGCAGAUAGCUGAGCUAGAGGCUGAAGGAGAUGAAGAAGAAGCACUCCUUAGACAACGAUUGGAGAAUUUGCGACAACAGAAACGCAUGAGGGGAAUGUCAGAUUAUGGCGAUGGAGGCUAUGGUGGUGGCUAUGGAGGCGGUGGAAUGGGAGGUGGCGGUGGCUAUGGAAGAAGAUCCUUGCUAGAUUUACCAACAGGAGGUAGGAUGGGCAGAAUGGGUUCUGGACAACGAUGGGGGGCAGGAAGAAUGGAAUAUGAAGGUCGUAGGGGCGGUUCACGUGAUGGACGAGGCAGACGUGAAGGCCGUCAGAGAACAAGACGUGGAUUAAACAAUCGUAAGAAGAAUGCGGAAGAUAAUCCAACUCAUAGAACAAAACAUAAUGCUCCCAGAACUGCCAUUAAAGCAAUUAAUACCAAAGGCAGAGACCAGAGAAUAAAAAAAUUGAUGGAAAAAAUGAAAACAUUCAAAGAUAAAUCUGAUGAAACUGCUACCCUACAUAGCUGUAUCAAAGUUUGUGGUCUUAAUAUUGAUGUCUUUUACUAUCAAAAGUUUGGCUGUAUUUACUUGGAUGGUAUAUUAUUUGGACGAGGACUUGCCAAGCCUUACAAACAGCUCGCAUACAAAGAUACCAUUUAUAAGCUACGAAAUCUAACCCUUGAAGAAGUUUAUGAGAAAGCCAAGGAAAUGGGAAAACUAGCUCACAUGCCUACUGAAAAAGAAACUGCAAGGAAGCCAUCAGAGGAUCCAAGUCUUCUUGUUUGUCCUUUGGAAUUCUCUGAGCUACCAUUUUUGAAGAGAUUAGAACUUUUAGCUGAACAGAUCAAGAAGUCAGACCAUAUAAUGGUUUGCUUGAAGAUUUACUGCACCAAGUAUUUCAUCAACAUGAUGUGUGUUUACCAUUUUCAUCCCGAGGAAGCAGUUGAUAAGCAUGAGUAUAGAAUGUAUGCCAAUGAUGUUUUCCUGACAUCAACACAGGGUCGUUUGAGAAAGAGAGUGGAACACCAGGCCAUGAAAAGUGUCCAGGAACUGUUCCAAAACAAGACUCUUGAAGAAAUUAUGGAGAAUGAUGGACAAUUCACUAAAGAUUAUAAUGGUGGUUUCCCUGAUUAUGUGAGUUAUCGUGGAUGUGGUAGUCAAGUGGAAAGCAACGCCUUCCAGUUACGGUUCCAUCAGAAUAUUGAAGACUUGGACAGCAUUGUAGACAGAAAACCAGAAGAGAUCAUACUGAUGGAGAAGAACUUGUGGCGUGGAUCUAAGUUCCGAAUUCUGGAAGAAAGCGCGUCCUAUUGUCAUUUGUUAAUCAAAUGGAUUUGGGAUGUAGAGAGCAAUCCUGAAGUGGUGGAAAGCAUGGAAACCGAAGAAGAGAAGAAAGAAAGUAAUGGAAAUGAUGACGAGAAAAAGAAUGAAGACAAGACUGAUAAGGGUGCUAAUUUUGAACCUUUUGAUCCUGUUAAGAAACGUAAAGAAGUUAUAGAGCAAGCAAAAACAAAAAAGUGUAACGUAAUUAACUGUAAAGUAUUGUUACAAGGUAGAGAAAUUGGUUAUGGAUCUGGUACAACUAGAAAUCAAGCCACCAGAAUGGCAUCUGCUGCGGCUAUAAAAGAAUUGAGUUUGACACAAACUAUGCUUCACCAUACUGAUCAAGAUACCUCGUCCUUCAAUAAAGUCUACAAGUUUGUUGAAUUGAAGGCUCGAGCUGAGGCACUAAAAGUUAAACAACCAGAGGCUCCAGUAUUUGAAGCUAUCACCAAUGCUCAGCUAUUUGAUGGAGAUGAGGUGAUGGACCAGAAUGCUGAAGAAGAUUUUAAUACUGAUAUCAAGGAGGAUACCAAGAAAGAAGAAGGUGAACCAGAAGAUGAAUUGGCACCAUGGUUAAAGGAAGUUGUCCGUCAAGAUAUGGAAGAACUCUCACAAGUCGACGAAAUGAUCGAAGGAGCCUUGACAUAUUUGGAAACACCCAAAUAUAUUCGAGAUUUAGCUGGUCACUUCUGUCAGAAAUAUAACCUAGAGCACAAGAGUAAAUUCCAGAAUCAAAAGCUCAUCUCUCUGAAUAUCCACAAAAUCACUCCAAAUAUUGAGAAAUUGGUCGAACGAUUGAUGACCAGCACCGACCACAAAGCCUAUGGUUAUACAUUACAGCAGAUCAAGAAGGAAGAUGGUACCAUUGAAGUUGUCAAUAAAUUGAACAACCUUCGUAAAUCUAGACGUCGUUAAGAGAUUGUCUAUAUAGUGCUAAGAAUGGUCUACCUUUUAGAGGAAUAACGGCUGUAACAUCAUUUUUUUUUUUAAUAUAGACAUGAAAAUUGACAAUAUAUACAUACUGGGUUUUGUCGUUUGUAUUUGUAAAUUAGUGUUUUAAUUUUGUUUUUCACUAACCGAAAAUAGAAAUCGAAGAUGGUAUAUUGUAAAGUCUUAUCUUGAGAAUUACUUUUCUAUAAACUUAAGACAAACUGGAAUUAAAACAGUAGUUUUGAAAUUUUUUAGAAAUUUAUUUGCCAGUAGGUAAUAUGUAAUAAUGAUGGUGAUUAUGUUUUUGUUCUGUGCUAUUGUUGUUAUGUAGACUUGAAGAUGUAAUGUGCUUUUAUGUUUUCGUGUAUCGUGCUGUAUAUAGCUAACUUCAUCAAAAUCUUCUCAGUGAUGGUGAAGGGGUAUAGGCUUGUUACUUAAUUUGAAAUGGACUUUUGUAGGAAAAUUAUUUCUGCUUGAUUAUUGAAACUUAAUUUCAUCUGAAAAUAUGUAUUUGAAUUAAAUUAUAUAGGCCCAGGUUGAGAAAUUAGCUGAUAAUAACCCAUGUAUUCACAAAGACAUGGGUAAGCUAACAGUAGUGUCUGUUUCUGGUUCAAACAUACGCCUACUAAAAUAUGAAUGGCCUAGAGCUUGUGAACACUUUUGUGUGCUAUAUCACCCUGGGUUGAAAGUGGACUUUAACUAUCUCUAGUUGUCGCCAUCAUGGCAACGAUUUUGACCAUAGUACAUUGAGAAUUGGGAGUUGGUGAUAAUUAAAGAAUUUGGUCUAUCAAAAAGUAUUUGAACAGAAGUGAAAAUAAUAUCCCCACCAUCACUGAGAUUAAUGUCAUUGUAUAUAAUUAAUCAUUGUAACAUUUUUAUUCAAAAUUCUAUUAAUUAUAGCAGUUGUCAUGUUUUAGUUUAUAGAAUAACGCUGAAUAAGUUCAGAAAAAAACAAGAGAUUCAAACUUUAAAAGCACUGCCAGGACUUUCAAUGAGAUCCUCAUUCAGUUUACAUUGCAAAGCACAACCAAACAGUAUCUGUUAAUAAUAUCAACACAGAACAAGACAAACCUGUGUCAGACAAAAUGACAGACAGCAUUGAGAUUGUCCAUGUACAUGACAAGCCUGAAAUUGUUCUGACAAUUUGUGACAAUUGCCUGAUUUCCAGGCUUCAGUUCUGGUUCUCCGGACGGCAGGCAAUACAAUUAGAUAAAUGAUGGUGCUGUAUGCUCUUCAAUUGAUGUUAGCUCAAUUCAUGCUUUAUUCAAGUAGUACUUUACAUUUUAGAUUUAAUAAUUUUAAAUUGCUAAAGAAUGACUUCAGCUAAAAUUAAAGUAGUGCACCUGUUGCUUCAUUUUGAAUUUUGUGUGAAGAAAAACUAAGAAAGAUUUAUGUGAACAAUUAUCAGCUCUUUUAUAUUGAAAAUAUGAGAACUUAAAAUUCGAUCUUGUCAUUGUAGUAUUUUUAAUUGCCUUGUUUUUUUCAUCAGAAAUAAAUUUAUCAAAUUUUAUUUGACUAUUGUUUCACAGUCUCAUCCUUAAAUGUAAUGAAAAUAAAGUUUCAACUCAACAAAA
Patella vulgata (common limpet) is the source of this 4520-nucleotide messenger RNA. RefSeq lists its product as uncharacterized. Lineage: Eukaryota; Metazoa; Mollusca; Gastropoda; Patellidae. The transcript is spliced from 10 exons. The record is from RefSeq and is a predicted model, not a curated record. Bases 259 to 2931 code for a protein of 890 amino acids.